Triticum turgidum subsp. durum (durum wheat) is the source of this 390-nucleotide messenger RNA. The record is from the annotation of a GenBank genome assembly. Lineage: Eukaryota; Viridiplantae; Streptophyta; Magnoliopsida; Poales; Poaceae.
AUGGAUUUGGGCUUGAGCUCCGCUGUCGUUCAUGGCCGGAGUCCCCUGAGGCGGCAAGGCCCUGGUGGUAGUGGACCGGUGCUGCAACGGUACUACAACCCUGAUGUGGUCUUCCAAGAUGCAGCACGACAUGGUCGGGAUGAAAUUGAUCUGAAUGUUGUUGUGGAGCCAUCGAUUUUCCUUGAUGAUGAUAUGAAAAAUGUUGCGCACGAAGAAGAAGAUGAUGGCAUUGAUCUAAAUGAUACUCCGGGAAAUGAUAGUGACGAUUCGUUGCAGCUAAACACGGAUGGUGUAGCUCCAAAUCAUGGCAAUGCCCGUGUGGCUAGUGAUAAUGCCAAUGGAAAUGCUGCAACACUUGUUAACAAACCAGAUGAAGAUAUAUCAUCAUAG